Messenger RNA from Botrytis porri, 219 nucleotides. RefSeq lists its product as uncharacterized. The transcript has a single exon. The record is from RefSeq and is a predicted model, not a curated record. Bases 1 to 219 code for a protein of 72 amino acids. Lineage: Eukaryota; Fungi; Ascomycota; Leotiomycetes; Helotiales; Sclerotiniaceae.
AUGUCGCAAUACUUCGGCACAAGGAUUACGAUAAGAUCGACUCCUCGUAAAGCUUCCAACACUAGCGGCCGUCUUAUCAAAAUAUGGGAAUAUGAGUCGGGACGCAAGAGAAGGAGUGUUGAAGUUCACCAUCCGAAAAACAUCACAGAUUAUCAACGCAAGAACACUGCAAGAAAGUUCAUCAACUUCUCUUGUCUCGAUACAAUGAUUUCAGAUUGA